Molecule: messenger RNA, 5003 nt
Organism: Hypanus sabinus (Atlantic stingray)
Lineage: Eukaryota; Metazoa; Chordata; Chondrichthyes; Myliobatiformes; Dasyatidae
Gene: iqub
Product: IQ motif and ubiquitin domain containing
Exons: 19
Coding region: 546-3500 (984 amino acids)
Biological process (GO): cilium assembly
Cellular component (GO): motile cilium; acrosomal vesicle
Molecular function (GO): protein binding
Source: RefSeq, a predicted model, not a curated record
GGCAGCAGUAAACGACAUUGUGUAUUGUGCUACCUCAGGGUUUGUUUGCUGGACAGGGAGAGCCAAAAGUGAUCAGAAUGGGGUUUGGCACAUUAUUCUUAUUAGUCGAGAUGUUGAGUAUAAAAGUCUGGCGUCAAGCUGCAGAUGUUUAAAAUUUUGAUCUAGGCCAAAUCAGAAUCAGGUUUACUAUCACUGGCAUGUGCGUGAAAUUUGUUAACUUAGCAGCAGCAGUUCAAUGCGAUACAUAAUCUAGCAGAGAGAAAAAAAUACAUAAAUAAGUAAAUCAAUUACUUAUAUUGAAUAGAUUAAAAAAGUGCAAAAACAAAAAUACUGUAUAUUUUAAAAAAAAAGUGAGGUAGUGUCCAAUGCCCAUUUAGGAAUUUGGAGUAUUGUGUGCAUUUCUGGUUACUGCAUUACUGGAAGAGAAGGAUGUGGACGUUUUGGAAAGGGAGCAGAAGUUGGUUUACCAGGAUGUUGCCUGGAUUAGUGACUAUUUGUUUGAAAGGUGAUGCUGAACAAACUUGGUCUUUCUACAUUUAAAAGAAAUGGCAGAAAAUGAAAAUCAUAUGCUGGAAACUCAGGAGCAAGGUGAUUCACUGGAGAAGGAAGACUCUACCCAGGCAACACAAGAACCAAGUGAUGAUCCUGAAGUAGUGGAAAACCCUUCCGAUCAGCGCACAAACACUUCUGACAAACCAGCAGACGGGAUGGUUGAUGCAUCAACCAAAAUUGAUAAUACUGCUGUGUUACAUUCAGAAGAACCUGAAAGUUCAGACCAUGUGGAAGGUGGUACAGUUGAAGGAGUCAUGAUGCAAGAAGAAAUCACAACAGAUGAAACAGUAGAAACAAAGCAUGUGGUAACACCAGAUCAUGCUGAGGAUUCCAAGCUAGUAGAUUCUGAAAUCAUAAAUGAUGGUGUUGGGGAAGGUCCAACUGCUGAAGUCAUAAUGGAUGAAACCGUGGGAAAAAGUCCAAUUGCAACACCAGAGGGGAAUUUAGCUGAUGUAACAAAAACAGGCCUAACAGCGGCAGAACCUCUAAUUAUAGACUGUAGCAAAAUUCAUGUGGGUGAAGCUGCAAUAAUUUUGGACUGCUUCAAAUGUACUACUACAGAAAGCUCUACACUAAAUGUUUCUGGUCCAUCACAUGAGAUGCCAGAAGGAGGACCUACAAUUCCAGAUGGCAGCAGUAGAGAUAUGGAAGGUGCUGCAAGUUUGGACCCUACUAAAUCUACUGCUUCGAUUGCCCCUGAUCAAUCAAAUGAGCAGUCGGAAGCAAUUGAACCUUCUUUAACUUGUGAGGAACUGAAGAAAAAGCUAGAAGCACAGAUCCAAGCUAUUGAAGAAGUGCAUGGUAAAAUUGAACCAGCAGUGAGCGAGUCACCAGUUUCCCAAACAAAAGCUACUGAAUGUUUGCUUUUACAAACACCUGGGACUGUUGCUGAUAGAGACAUAAAGAAAAGAUCCACAUUAAAGUCAUAUCCUGCUCCACCAAAGACCCCAUCACCAGACUUUGCCAGUAGUACAGCCACAGUUAAAGUUGCUUUGCUCCCUUCUGAUGAUGUGAUGACAGUGGCAUUACCGAUCUGCUUUACAAUAGGGAAGCUAAAAUCACGAUUUGGAAGACAAUUGAAAUUACCUACACAAGUGUUGCAAGUAACAUGUGAUGGUAGAAUGGUAAAGGAUUCUGAAACACUGGUAGAUUUAGGUGUCAGACCACAUGGUGCUAUCCAGCUAGAAUUGAUAUCAACUGACCCUGAAAACUGUCCAAUCAAGCAAAUCAGAACACAGCAGGAAGCUACCACAUCUGAUGUGAUAACGGUCAAAGUUCAGAAAGAUAAUGAGACAAGUUGCUCCGUGGUGGUGGAGAUCGAAAGGCUUCCAUAUCAUAAGCCUUAUUUGGGUGGCUACAGACACAAGCUUACCGGAACAGAAUUCCACCAUGCAGGAACACAAACUCCAUCAAAAAGGAAUUAUAUUUGUGUGGAGAGAUUCUGCCGAGAGACACAGACAGUUUCUGAAAGAAAUCAAUAUCAACAAACAACAAAUAAUACCUCAACCCAGAUGACCAAAAUUGGCUGUUAUGUGUCCAAUAUCACAGAUAAGUUGCUUACUCCAAGACCGUACUUCACUGCUGAAGAAUAUCAUGCUUGUAGGUUGAAUGCGGUGAUUGUAAUACAGACUUACUUCAGACGGUGGUCUGCUAAGAAUUAUGUUCACCAACUGAGAAUGCAGAGGGACCGAAGGCUACAAUGGGAACAGGAGCAGGAAGUAAAAUUUAAAAAAGAAAGAACUGAUUAUAUAAAGAAGCAAUAUGAAAGGAGAAUGAACCCUAAGACAAAAGAAGAUUUUGAUUUACUCUUUCAUGCACUGGAAGAAUGGAAGCAGGAUGAGCUCAGCACCAUAAACCAGAAUCUUACUGGGCCAGAGAGAAAAGCAGCUCUUUACACACUCCUGGAACAAGAAGCAAAGCUCAUUGCAUCUAUUGGAAGGCAUAGAGUUGAUGCUGCUAAGGAAACUGGACCAAAGUUAAUUCAGAAUCUUUUGAAUAAGUGUGCAGACCCAAUAAGAUGGAAAGCGUUUGAUGGGAGAAUCACUGAAAUGGACACACAGUUCACUAUUCGAGCAAGAGAGCUGCAUGAUAUUUACAACAGUAUUAAUAUGAAAUACCUGACCACAGAUGAGAGACUGGAUGCUCUUUUAACAUUAAAGCACACAGUCAAAGAACAUGACUGUAAGUUAACACAGGAAAUUGUGGAUUUGAUUGACCGAGAAGCAGAUCUAAUUAUGAGGCAUGUAAAGGAAACUUACCUGGAUGGACUCAGACAGAGAAUAUCAACACUCUUUCUUCAGUACAUCAAAACACCAAUGUUUAACCCAGAGGUUGCCAGAUUUCUUAAGGUUCCACAAGAUCCAAUGGAAUUGCGCAAAAACAUUUAUUUCUGUUCAGGUUGUGGGAGUUACUUACCUUCCACAGAGUUCCCCCUGUCACUGACUUCACUGAAUCUCCACAUGUGUCGACAAUGCAUUAAGCAGAAUAAUGAAGCUUGUCAUCGUGAAGAGUCAAGCCAGUACAAAAUGAUCAUGAAGCAACUGAGAAAAACUGAGGCAGAUUUUGGAGAUGGAGCCCAAAUAGCAUUCUUGCUGCAGGAACAAGAUAUGAAAUAUCUUAUUGACAGUAUUUGGGGUACACAGUCUGCAUUGAGUGCCAAUGCAAAUCUGAAGGAUCUGAUAAUGAUAAGGUGGGAUAAGAUGUCUGAAUGGUCGCCAUGGAACUGUAUCCUCCUCACAGAAGAAGAAGCUGCAGCUCAUCUUAAACUUGGUGAUAUUGAAAAAGAUUAUGAGCCCAUGUUUAUUCGCAAGAUCAAGCACCGACAUACUUUGGGAAAGAGUUACUUUUCUCGGAUUCCUGAAAUAAUGAAUUACGCACGCACCUGCUUGAUGAAAGACUCAACUUCCACAAAUGAUCUUGUAAUUACAAAUUUAUUACCCACUAAAUGAACGUUACGUCAUUGGAAAACUUCAAUGCUUAAUUUCAAUUAAAGUUAUAGCUUUGUUGAAUAAAACAGUACAAUGUUAUUCCUUAAUCAUAGAUUAUAAGUGAAACAAAAGCUAAUUGAAAUAUCUUUAGUUUAUAGCAACAGACAGUAAAUGAAGUAAUAAGAUUUGGUUUGAAUUCCUCUUUAAAAUUUUCAAUAUAAUCCCAUAAAUUUGAACAUUUUUCUGAUAUUUUCCCAUUAGAGUAGCUAAUUCAAUGGGUACUUGAAAUGAAAUUUGAUCUGUUGCAUAAAAUAUCUGACAGUCUUUAAGUAGGAAAGACUUUACUGCAAAUAGUCUCAGCUAUCACACAUGUAAUUUGAUCUUUUCAGACUGGUGAAAGUAGUAAAACUUCAGCUUAGUUUAAAAGAAUGUAAAUUUUAUUGAAAAGUAAGAUAAUACUAAAGGGAAAAUAUCAAAAUGAUUUUAAUCUUGUGCACUUAAGAUAGAAUCAUACCUUUCUGGAACUAUUUGCACAAAUGCUGGACCUCUGAAAUGUGUUAAAGCAAAAAUGUGAUCUUAUCCUAUCUCCCAGGUGGAUACAAGUCUCAUGCAGAGGUAUCAGUUAGUGAUUAAAUCAAGGAUACAAAGCCUAUCCUGUUAGUAUGCAAACGAACUGGUUUUGUGAAAAUUCAGCUGGCAAAGUUCUAAUUUGUAGUCUCAGAAAAGCUGUCUUCAUUUUCAAACUAACUUGUUCAGAAAAAGAAUUCGAAGCAAUAUUCUAGCUGAAAGCUCUACUUGUGAAAGUGUGACUCCGCAGCUGUUAUCAUUCAUUUAUUCAUUUUAAUAGUUAGUUCAUCUUGUGUGCUCUUGUUUUCCAAACAACAAAACCCUAUGUUAUUUAGGUUGAUUGCAGGAAUUAGUUCCAGUAAAGAAGAUAAAUCUAAAAAGAAUAAAAUUGCAAUACACUAAUUUCAGCCAGGAUGUUAUUCUAUACAGAUAACAUGUUUAUCAUAUUGCUGAAAUUAUGUUAUUAAUGUAAGAUAUUCUGUUAUCCUUUGAAUAAUUGUGUAAAAGUCCAGAAAUGUUGUGCAGUCAUUUUUCCAUAGUGUUUUAGAUUUAAAAUAAAAUGUACAGUACUUCUUGCAUUUAAAAUAAAUGAGAAUCAAAUGACAGAAUGCAUUUGUUCUAAACUAUGGAUGUGAACUCACAUUUUGCAUAAAGAUCUGUCAGGAUCUUUUAUUGUAUUUAUGUUCUCUGUUCUCUAUUCAUAUUGUAUCUUUAUGUUAAAUGAUACACUUAUUGACAUAUUCCUUUGGUCAGUUUAUCAUUUUACAAAUUGAUAACAGUUUUUAAUCAUUGUGGCUAUAUUCAAAUUUUCAAAUUAAAGGUAAGAAAUUCAGUGAAAUACAUAAUUGCUAAAUAUUCUUUUCUUUCUGCAGCAUUGGUAUAAAGUGGGAAAAUAACAGGUCUCAUUAAUGCACUUUUCAGCACUAAUCUCCCUUCUCGCUAACAAGAUCAUGAUUG